CACAGAUUACUAGGAAAAGCAAGGUCGGAGGUUCACUUACUUGCGGAAUCUAUUUGCAAGCCAAGAGGAGGUUCUCUUUCUAUAUCGCCGUCAUCUGCGCACACAACACUUCAGUCAUAGCGGUGUUUUUAGAAGUUAAAGCAACAAUGCCGGUCGUGCAAAUUGUUGUGAACAAGGAAGCCAGCCCUGACACAAAGAAGGCCGUGGCCAAGGGUUUAACGGAGAUUGUUGCGGCAGAAUGCAGGGUGCCGCAGGGUCAUGUCCAUGUCCUCAUCCUCGAUAACCAGUUCUUUUCGUUUGGGGAUAACUACGAGAAAACUGCUGCAUAUGUGACUGUUCGGAGCAGCGCACAGCAGAUUGUUCCAGAAGCCCGUCGGAAUCUUGUGGUCGAGAUGGUCGCCAUCCUGACGACGGCCUUUGCAGAUUUGGACCCUUAUCGCAUCAACACCUUUUUCGAGGAACUCCCCGUCGAAAAUAUUGCAGUAGGUUGUUUCAGCUACUUGUUUGGGUUUGCGCCAGACCCGGACUAG
Messenger RNA from Volvox carteri f. nagariensis, 530 nucleotides. RefSeq lists its product as uncharacterized. The transcript has 5 exons. The coding region runs from base 147 to 530 and encodes 127 amino acids. The record is from RefSeq and is a predicted model, not a curated record. NCBI's taxonomy places the organism in Eukaryota, Viridiplantae, Chlorophyta, Chlorophyceae, Chlamydomonadales, Volvocaceae.